This is a messenger RNA of Orbicella faveolata, 2685 nucleotides long. RefSeq lists its product as uncharacterized. Gene Ontology annotation, biological process: proteolysis. Gene Ontology annotation, molecular function: cysteine-type endopeptidase activity. The record is from RefSeq and is a predicted model, not a curated record. Lineage: Eukaryota; Metazoa; Cnidaria; Anthozoa; Scleractinia; Merulinidae.
AUGCUUAGAGGAUUAAUAAGAUCACACUGUACAUUAGCUAAAAAUAGUUCAAGUUCUGGGUACCUUGACAUUGGAGGUUUCCAUUUCCUAUCCUUUGGAACCCGAGGAGCAACUCCUGUGAGAUGUGGAAAUGAGUGGUCAUCACCGUCACAGUUUAGAGGUAGUAUAAGACAACCAGACAAGAGAGUCACUAAUGGGUCGGCUGAUAGGAGGGAUCAGCAGACUGACUGUGAGGUACAAAGUUCUGCCAGUGAGUUGCGACACAGGAGACAGGGAGGUCUGCAAAAUCAUCUGCCAGAGGCAAGGACUCCUCUGGCAGCAGCAACUUGCAGUGGACGUGAAGUUGAAGAGGAGUUUGUCGGUCCACAAACUUCAGAAGCUAGUUUUGACAGAGCAAUUGGAGGGGACAGGCAACUGGAUUUAGGUCUGACUGUUUUUUGUGGAACAAAAACCUCAGCAAUCAGUCAGAGAGGGAAACAACCUAGAGAUCUGGCAGGACAAGAUAAUUCAGCUUCAGGAAUCGCUCAUGAUCAGAGGGGGAAAGAACACAGGGAUUUGUUGGAUUCACAAGAUUUGAGUGAUGGGCCAACUUCAUUUCAAGGAGCAACUCCUGUGAGAUUUGAAAAUGCAUGGUCAUCAGUGUCACAGUUUAGAGGUAGUAGAAAGCAACCAAACAAGAGAGUCACUAAUGGCUCAACUGAUAGGAGGGAUCAGCAGACUGAUUGUGAAGUACAAAGUUCUGCCAGUGAGUUGCGACAGAGGAGACAAGGAGGUCUGCAAAAUCAUCUGCCAGAGGCAAGGACUCCUCUGGCAGCAGCAACUUGCAGUGGAGGUGAAGUUGAAGAGGAUUUUGUCAGUCUACAAACCUCAGAAGCUAGUUUUGACAGAGCAAUUGGAGGGGAUAGGCAACUGGAUUCAGAUCUGACUGUUUUAGCUGAUAAAGCAACAGCCUCAGCAACCAGUCAUAGAGGAAAACAACCUAGAGAUCUGGCAGAACAAGCAAUUGGAGGGGACAGGCAACUGGAUUUAGGUCUGACUGUUUUUUGUGGAACAAAAACCUCAGCAAUCAGUCAGAGAGGGAAACAACCUAGAGAUCUGGCAGGACAAGAUAAUUCAGCUUCAGGAAUCGCUCAUGAUCAGAGGGGGAAAGAACACAGGGAUUUGUUGGAUUCACAAGAUUUGAGUGAUGGGCCAACUUCAUUUCAAGGAGCAACUCCUGUGAGAUUUGAAAAUGCAUGGUCAUCAGUGUCACAGUUUAGAGGUAGUAGAAAGCAACCAAACAAGAGAGUCACUAAUGGCUCAACUGAUAGGAGGGAUCAGCAGACUGAUUGUGAAGUACAAAGUUCUGCCAGUGAGUUGCGACAGAGGAGACAAGGAGGUCUGCAAAAUCAUCUGCCAGAGGCAAGGACUCCUCUGGCAGCAGCAACUUGCAGUGGAGGUGAAGUUGAAGAGGAUUUUGUCAGUCUACAAACCUCAGAAGCUAGUUUUGACAGAGCAAUUGGAGGGGAUAGGCAACUGGAUUCAGAUCUGACUGUUUUAGCUGAUAAAGCAACAGCCUCAGCAACCAGUCAUAGAGGAAAACAACCUAGAGAUCUGGCAGAACAAGCAAGUCGGAGACCAAGCCAGAGAUGUCUUCCAAGUUAUGGGCCAGCAACUAGUAGUAAUUUUAGUCUAAGUGAAUUUGAAGAAGAUUCUUGCAGUCCUGUCAGCCGGCAGACUUCAGAAGUUAAUUCUGACAGAGAACACCAUAGGUUGCCUAGAAGAAGGAGCAGAACACAACAAAGAAGUUCAGGAGAACCUAUGGUCCCACAUGCACAGUCAGCAGCUAACCAAAGUGACAGCAGAGACAUGUCUGAGACUGACACUGUACAACAACAAAGGCUUAGAGAACACCAUAGGUUGCCUAGAAGAAGGAGCAGAACACAACAAAGACGUUCAGGAGAACCUAUGGUCCCACAUGCACAGUCAGCAGCUAACCAAAGUGACAGCAGAGACAUGUCUGAGACUGACACUGUACAACAACAAAGGCUUAGAGCAAGUCAGAGACCAAGCCAGAGAUGUCUUCCAAGUUAUGGGCUAGCAACUAGUAGUAAUUUUAGUCUAAGUGAAUUUGAAGAAGAUUCUUGCAGUCCUGUCAGCCGGCAGACUUCAGAAGUUAAUUCUGACAGAGAACACCAUAGGUUGCCUAGAAGAAGGAGCAGAACACAACAAAGACGUUCAGGAGAACCUAUGGUCCCACAUGCACAGUCAGCAGCUAACCAAAGUGACAGCAGAGACAUGUCUGAGACUGACACUGUACAACAACAAAGGCUUAGAGAACACCAUAGGUUGCCUAGAAGAAGGAGCAGAACACAACAAAGACGUUCAGGAGAACCUAUGGUCCCACAUGCACAGUCAGCAGCUAACCAAAGUGACAGCAGAGACAUGUCUGAGACUGACACUGUACAACAACAAAGGCUUAGAGAGCACUGUAGUAAGUUGCUGAGAAGAAGGAGCAGAAGACAAGAAAGAAGUUCAGGAGAACCUGCGGCCCCUCCACCAGCAGCAAACCGAAGUGAAAACAGAGACAUAUCUGGGAUUGACACUUUACAACAACAAAGGCCUAGAGGUACACUUCUUCCAAAUGUUAGACAGUAUAAAUUCAGUGGAACCUUGUUUAUCACUGAAGCAGGCAUCCAAAUCUGA